Messenger RNA from Lottia gigantea (owl limpet), 832 nucleotides. RefSeq lists its product as hypothetical. Gene Ontology annotation, molecular function: thiopurine S-methyltransferase activity. The transcript has 9 exons. Lineage: Eukaryota; Metazoa; Mollusca; Gastropoda; Lottiidae. Bases 95 to 811 code for a protein of 238 amino acids. The record is from RefSeq and is a predicted model, not a curated record.
UACAGGACGACGACGACCAUACAGGACAGCAUUAUUUUGAUUUUUGAUAUCUAUAGGCUACAUUGAUACAGAGAGUAGGGCCUACAGUUUAAUGAUGAGUUUAGAAACUAAUGAACCUGAAACUAAAAAAGUUAAAUGCAGAGAUUAUUAUCUUGAUGAUUGGAAUGAGAAAUGGGAGAAGCAUGAGAUUGGUUUCCAUGAGUCAAAAGUUCAUGAGUUACUAGUGAAAUACAGUGACAAGUUUUUUAAUGGUAGAGAUGAAAUCAAGAUAUUUGUACCAUUAUGUGGUAAAUCAGUUGAUAUGAAAUGGUUAUAUGAUAAAGGACAUACAGUAAUAGGUGUUGAAUUUGUAGAAAAAGCUAUCCGAGAAUUUUUUGAUGAACAGGGAUUAGAAUUUAUUGAAGAGAAGAAUGAAAGGGUCAAGGGUGCUGUAUUUAAGAGCAAAGAUGAGAAAAUAAGAAUCUACCAAUGUGAUAUAUUUUCCUUUAAUAAAGAAAUGGAAGAAGAUAUAGGUGCAAUUUGGGAUCGAGCAUCUUUUGUGGCUAUAAAUAGAGAAGAUCGUACAAAGUAUGUGAAAUUGAUGAAAUCUCUAAUGACAGAUGAGACAGUUUAUUUUCUAGCCACCUUGGAUUUUGAUGAAACUAUUCAUCCAGGUCCACCACAAUUUGUGUCAGAAGAAGUAAUACAAGAAUCCUAUGGUAAAGAAUAUGAAGUCAAGAGAUUAGCAUAUCGUGAUGUAUUAGAAGAUAAACACCGUGCCUGGGGAUUAUCAAGUUUUAAUGAACGUCUUGAUUGUAUAUCUAAAAAAUAAUUAUACUUUCUUCUUAAUGCC